This is a messenger RNA of Parastagonospora nodorum SN15, 1365 nucleotides long. RefSeq lists its product as hypothetical. Bases 1 to 1365 code for a protein of 454 amino acids. Gene Ontology annotation, cellular component: cytoplasm. Gene Ontology annotation, molecular function: pyridoxal phosphate binding; carboxy-lyase activity. Gene Ontology annotation, biological process: carboxylic acid metabolic process. The record is from RefSeq and is a predicted model, not a curated record. The transcript has 3 exons. NCBI's taxonomy places the organism in Eukaryota, Fungi, Ascomycota, Dothideomycetes, Pleosporales, Phaeosphaeriaceae.
AUGUCUGGAACUAACGAUACCAACGGUGCCGCGCAGGCAGAGACACCGCUAAAUCGCGCAGACGAAGUCAAAGACUUGCUCACUUCACUCCAAGAUUUGAUCGUCCCCUUCAUUGCCGCUGCAGAUGAAGACGCCAAAACAAAACACACUGGCCAUGGUCUCAAGGUCGAAGGCGGCGGUCCGAGAACCACACUAGUCGAGCACCAUCCUCCUAAAAAGCUUGAAAGUAUUUUGCAGAAAGAGUUGGAGAUUGGUAACGAUGCGGGUGGCAAAGAGGGCUUGAUGACGCUUGUGGAAACGAUUCUCAAGUACAGUGUGAACACUUGGGAUCAGGGCUUCUUGGACAAGUUCGCCUCCAACGCUACCGCCAUCGUCGUCGCCCGCAACACCCUGUACCCCGAAACCAAAUCCAACGGCAACGGCAAUCUGAACCUGAAAAUCUUCACAUCCGCGCACGGCCAUUACAGCGUCGAAAAAGCCGCAAACCUCUACGGCUUCGGCACAUCCAGCGUAAUCCCCAUCCCUGUCGACUCCCAGGGAAGCAUCAUCCCGUCCGAAUUCGAAAAACUCGUGCUCGCAUCAAAGGACAAAGGAGAAACCCCCUUCUUCCUCAACGCCACAGCCGGCACCACAGUCCACGGCUCCUUCGACCCCUUCACCGAAUUAUCCACCAUCUGCCGCGCGCACAACAUCUGGCUCCACAUCGACGGCAGCUGGGGCGGCCCCGUGAUCUUCUCGCCCUCGCACGCACGCACGCGUCUCGCCGGCGCCCACCUCGCAGAUAGCAUCACCAUCAACCCGCACAAGAUGCUCGGCGUCCCGCUGACGUGCAGCUUCCUGCUCGGCGCGGACAUGAACGCUUUCCACCGCGCGCUUACACUGCCCGCAGGGUAUCUGUUCCACAACGAGGCCGGCACACAAGCGCGGGACAUCUACGACCUGGCGGAUUUGACGCCGCAGUGUGGGCGCAAGGCGGAUAGUCUCAAGUUCUUCUUGGCGCUGCAGUACUAUGGCGCCAGCCACUUCCAAAGAGUGGUGGAGAACGGGUAUGCGAAUGCGGAGUAUCUGCUGGCCAAGUUGAAGGAGAGUGGCAGGUUUGUCACGAUUAGUCCGGAGCCGUUGCCGUGCUUGCAGGUGUGCUUUUAUUAUGCAAAGGAGGGGAAGUUGGAGGAAGAUGCGGAGGGGAAUAGCAAGGCGACGGCGGAUAUUGCAAACAGGCUGAUUAGUCGCGGGUUCAUGAUCGACUAUGCGCCAGGUGAUAAGGGCAAAUUCUUCAGGGUUGUCGUGAACGGAGGGACUAGGACGAGUACGCUAGAUGGAUUGGUCAAGGCGCUCGAGGAGACGGCGAGCGAUUUGGGAUUUUAG